UGGUGAAACACACACAAGGCUGAUUUUCACAAUCUCAACUUCCACAUGAGUUGGUACCAAUAAGUGCACAGACACACACACAGGCGUUUAUCACACGAAGAGCUUUUCCCAUGUGCACCGACAAAACCUGAUGACAAACAUAAUUAGAUUUAAUGUAGAGGAAAUACUCGCUCUGUAUGCCUCAUUUUCACACACUCAAGAGCACUCAGCUGGUGGUUACUAAAAAGUAAAUGGCUACCACGGUCACCCAAAGCGUGUUAUCUUCGGCCUUAACCUCCAUGAUGACCUCCAUGAUGACCUCAAGCUCCUCACCGAACACCUCAAACCCUAAAGAGUACCACACCGUCCUCCUGGUCAUCAACUCGGUGGUUCUGCUCAGUGGCAUCAUCAGCCUGAGCCUGAUGAUGCACAUCAUGAGGUUCAGCUCCACAUCCAUCACCUCCACAGCCGUACUCAACCUCAUCUUCACCCACUUCCUCUUCCUCCUGACCGUGCCCUUCAGGAUUUACUAUUACGCCACUCAUCAAUGGGCCCUGAGCCCCGGGUGGUGCCGGGUGGUCAGCGGCAUGAUCCACAUCCACAUGUACAUGUCCUUCCUCUUCUACGUGAUCAUCCUCGUCACACGCUUGAUGUCGUUCUACUACAACGCUGAGCUUGUGGUAUCGUUCCAUAAGUUCCACGCUCUCCUCGUCAGUGGAGUGGUGUGGAUAGUGGUGCUCGUCGUGGUCCCUUGCAUCAUGCAUUCUUUCUACGGCAAAAUAGGAAACGAUAAGAGCAGUAAAAACAACACAAAUACCACUUGCUUCAAGUUUGGCAACAACAUAGCUGAUGCAAAGGUGUUAAUCUACAUCGUCAGUAUAGUGAUCAUAUUGGUAGCUUCAGUGCUAACAGGCCUCCAAGCCAACGCCCUGAGGGUUUUAUAUAAGAAGCACCGCGAGGGGUGCAGCUCGCAGCAGGACUACGGGGCUCAGCAGAAGAGUCUGUGCUUCGCUCUCGUCAUGGUCGUCUGCUUCAUCCCCUACCACAUGUUCCGGCUCAACUACUUAGAAAACAUCCACCUGGAGAACGUCAACGAGGUGUUUCUGACUCUGACCACUUUUAAUUGUUUGGACAUGCUCACCUUCCUGGGCAGGAGAACCUGGUUCAUGUGCUGCCCCAAAAUGACUUUUUGACAUUUCUUGGAAGCGUUAGGGGGUCCACUCCAGAUACUUGAUUUGCUUUAUUUUGGAAGAAGUAGGAAUCAGGUUAGGGUCAAAAUGGCUAUUGUGCAUUUCUAUAAAAAGCAGAAUGUUAUAACUACUCAAAUUACAAAAAAUCCUUACCACUGAUUGGAUUAAAACUUCAAAAACAUUAAAGAAGAGAUUUUUAUAAAACAUACAAAAAUAAUCUUUACUCAGUGGGUAUUUUCUGGUCUUUUUGGAGCUAAUAUUCUUUUGUAUUUAUCAUGCUUUCCCACUUUUAAAUCCUACCACUGUUGUGUCCUCUGCAGUAUUUUUUUGAUGUGAGAAAUGCAAUAAUAUUCAAUUUUUUUGCAAAUGUUGUAAGAAUGUGAGACUGUAAACUGUUCCUGGCUCAAAAUGAAUGAACUGUUGCCAUCUGCUGGUGUGUGUGGAUAUAAAACAGGCUUCGAACAUUAUAUUUGUAAUACUAGCUAAUAAAAUUGCUGUUUGGUUUCCUAAUUGUUUUAUCCAAUAUGUUACUUAUUAUAAAACACAUAAGAGUCGGAAUGAAGUACACAGUUUACAUGUAUUUCAACAUAUUAGCCAACACUUAACCCUGUGUGUGUACAGAGUGAAAUAAAUGUCUAAAAUGGUUACUUCUUCACCAUUAUUUUGUGAAACAUUA
This is a messenger RNA of Trematomus bernacchii (emerald rockcod), 1845 nucleotides long. RefSeq names its product probable G-protein coupled receptor 141 (gene gpr141). NCBI's taxonomy places the organism in Eukaryota, Metazoa, Chordata, Actinopteri, Perciformes, Nototheniidae. Gene Ontology annotation, cellular component: membrane. Gene Ontology annotation, biological process: G protein-coupled receptor signaling pathway. The coding region runs from base 231 to 1172 and encodes 313 amino acids. The record is from RefSeq and is a predicted model, not a curated record. Gene Ontology annotation, molecular function: G protein-coupled receptor activity; oxysterol binding. The transcript is spliced from 2 exons.